GUCAAGGCUUUUUGGUUGUUUAGGACGUGGAGGGAAAGCCAGGCCGGCUGGGGAACCCUGGGAGUUGAAAUCCCUAAACGUGGCCAAGGUUGGACAGCCUUUUUUGAAAGCCACAGGUCCUUCUCCAGAGCGGCUGUCCAAGCACAUCGGAGCGAUGAAGGAAAGCAUCCAAGACAAGAAGUACUGGGGAGGCCCCCCCAGCCUCCACGACCCCAUGGGGCACCCCGACCAGUUUUGUAGAGCUUCCCGAGAAUGGCGCGAUCCGGAACACCAACGAGGCGGCUGCUUCGAAGGGAGCCGGCGCCUGGCCUGCGCCAAGAAGCCGCUUCCCAGUUUCAACCCCUUGUCCUCCAGCAGCGACGAGGAACAACGCGAAGGCCAGUGGGAUCUCUCCCGCGUAUCCAGCUGGGGGGUGGCGGGGGGCCCUUCGGAGCUCUCCCGGCACAAAGCCCCCCGGGGGAAGUUGGCCAGGAGCGGGGGCCGCGCCUGGCCUUUCGAAGUCAGCACCAGCGCUCAGGCCAGAAGGCGUCCGCAGCUGCUGGGGACCUCCAGACAUUGUUUCCGCCGUAAGCGACAACGGGCUCUGCGCGCUUUCCGGAUGUUUCUGUAUUCCAAGAGCUCUCUGGCUUUCCACUGGAAGCUGUUGGGCAAGAUGGCCACCAAGGGACGCCGGCGAGGAGGGGCAAAGCGGGCCCGGUCGUCCAUGUCCCUCUCCCCCGGCUCCCAGCCCGACGACGACCACCUCCCCAUCUUUAAGAAAAGCUGCCCUGUGGGAGCAGAGGCAGAGGACUGCCAAAGCGCGGCCAAGGGCCGGCCCCACCCUGCUGGCUGCAAGCCUCACUCUUCUGAGCCCCGCCUGGACUACCAAUUGGGGGGAGCCUUCCCCCCGUCUCCAUCCACGCCUCAGCACUCCCGCCUCAGCUUGCUGGGGGCCCUAAUGGAAGAGGCGUCCCCCUACCCUCAGUACAUGGAGCUCCAGCGGGUGAGCUUCGACAAGGACCCCGGAGCCAUGGAACUCGGGGCGGAAGAACCGGCCACCCUGCUCAAAUACCCUGCCCGGGGUGCCCAGGGGUCCCCCAGGACUAGGAAGACGGGAGAGCCACAGCACGGCCUGGACGGAGAUGGAGACGCCCUGGAUGCCCUUCCCAACGGCUUCGCCUCUCUCCCUCCGGACGGCGACCUCUGCUCCCUGCCCGGCUUGCCGGACGCCACAAUCCUCAUCAGCAACGUCUGUAGCAUCGGGAGCCACGUGGCCGAGGAACUUUUCCAAGGGACCCGAGACAACGGCCGGCCGCUGGAUCCUUCAGCCGGUCGGGUGGAAGACGGGAGCCGGCCGGCCGAAGCGGCUGCCGAAGAGGCCGAAGAGAGACCGGGCGAGAACACGGCUCAGCCCAGUCUGCUGCGGGAGGAACACAUCACGUGUGUGCACAAUAUCUUGGACGAGUUCCUGCAGACGUACGGCAGCCUCAUCCCCAUCAGCGUGGACGAGGUGGUGGGGAAGCUGGAGGACAUCUUUCAGCAGGAAUUCUCCACCCUCCAGAGGAAGAGCUUGGUGAACCAGCUGAUCCAGUCCUACCAGCGCAUGCCAGGCAACGCCGUGGUUCGGACCUUCCGGGUGACUUACAAGCGCCAUGUGGUGACCAUGGAUGACCUGCAGACCCUUUUUGGGUCCAACUGGCUCAAUGACCAGGUGAUGAACAUGUAUGGGGACCUCGUUAUGGACACGGUUCCAGAAAAGGUUCACUUUUUCAACAGUUUUUUCUACGAUAAGCUACGAACCAAGGGGUACGAAGGAGUGAAGCGCUGGACCAAAAAUGUGGACAUUUUUAACAAAGAGAUCCUGUUGAUCCCGAUCCAUUUGGAGGUUCACUGGUCGCUGAUCUGCGUGGAGGUGAAGCAGAAGAAGAUCACCUACCUGGAUUCCCAGCGCACCCUCAACCGGCGGUGUCCCAAGCACAUCUGCAGGUACCUGCAAGCUGAAGCGGACAAGAAGAACCGCCCCGACUUCCGAGAGGGCUGGAGAGGGGUUUUCCAGAUGAACAUCGCCCGACAAAACAACGACAGUGAUUGUGGAGCCUUCGUCCUGCAGUAUUCCAAAUUCCUGGCCCUGGGCCUGCCCUUCACCUUCACACAGCAGGACAUGCCGAAACUCCGCCGACAGAUGUACAAGGAGCUGUGCCACUGCAAACUCCUUGCGUGACAGCCCGGCUGCACCCCCACCCACCCCUCCUCUCUUUCUCCACCCCCCCCACCCCUCCCCUUCCCACCAAAGAAGCCGCAGAAUGACCGACCCGUCCUUGGACCGGAGCAGCUGCAGGCCAGGGACACCUCUUCGCCGGGCCUGGGGGCAGGUCCCAACCUCCCUGGGUUUCAGCCAGAGACAAGGGGACUGUCUGAGGUUUGAUCAACUGGACUUACGUUGGUGGGGGGGCAUUUUUUUUUUAACCCAAGUUACGCCCUGACCCCUCCUUCCUUCCUUCCUUCCUUCCAUUCUUUUUUUUCUUUCUGGUCAUUCUGUUUGGUUUUUUGUUCCUAUUUAAACCUGGGACAGGGUGGCCUUUCUCUCGGUUGUUUGGUUUAGGAAUUGAGGGGGAAGAGGGUUUGGGGGUCUGUUGGCAUCGGGGGUGACCGAGACAGGCCCCGCUCUUUGCGGGGGCUCCCUGCAGAUCCGAGGAAAGUGUGUGGAAUCCUGAACUCAGGACCGGAAAGGGAGGGGGGGCACGGGAGACCCCUGCACACACACACACCACCCCCUCCCGUGCUGUGUCACCCCCGUGGCUUCAUUGUGUUAGUUCAUAAUGUAUUUCUCCCCCCCCCACUCCCAAAAAGGGGAAGGUGUUAUAAAAGAGGGAAGGGGGCUGCACUGGGGGGGGGCCGGGGGGGCGAGGUUUCUACACUGGGGCCGAGAUUAACUGAAAACAAGCGUUUUUUUAUACAAUGGCUGCCAUUGUGGGUAAUAAAAAUUGUUCUUUGGAGAAGCAUUCAAGCGAACUGCACUUGUGAUGGCCCCGCAGGGUCCCAGAAGGCCGUUUCUUCCGAGGUUCAAGGCUCUGGGAUGGCAAGCUGGGAGGGGGGGGGUACUUGGAGGUCUUCUAGUCCAACCCCCUGCUUGAGCAGGAGACGCUAUUAUCAUUUCGCACAACUGGCUGUCCGGUUGUGUUUAAAAACCUCCAGCGAUGGAGCACCCAUGACCUCUGGUGGCAAGCAGUUCCACUGGUUCAUUGCCCCGUCAGGGACUCUCUCCUUAGUUCCAGGUUGCUUCUCUCCUUGAUGAGUUUCCAUUGUUUCUUCUCCUGCCUUCUCCUGACAAACCCCACACACACACACACACCUUCUUUGGAACAUCCCCUCAGAUACAACCACAAUCAAGCCCAAAAUUUUCCGUUGGUAAGCAAGACAUUUCUUAAGCUCUUCUCUUGCCCCGUUUUACAACUUUUCUUGCCACGGUUGACAAAUUUAGUCACCUGGUUGUUAAGCGAAUCUGGCUUCCCCGUUAACGUCGCUCUGGUCGCAAGAGGGGAUCGCAUGACCCCGGGACACUGCGACCAUCAUAAAUACGAUCCGCUUGCCAAGAGUCCGAGCCUUUUGAUCACGGGGCCCCGAGAGAUGCUUCGAAGGUUGCAACGGUGAAAAAUGCCGCUAGCUCCUUUUUUUCGGUGCCGUUGUUAACUUUGAUGUCACUAAAUGAAACUGUUGUAAGUCGAGGUAGAGGGCAAUGGUCAGUUUCCCCUCUUGUGCCAAAUAAGGGGUGCCACAGAGAGGCUGCCCCAUCAGGUUAGUGCCUGCACCCCGAAAACCUGCAGGUCUUCCGUUAGUCCCGGGGAGGGACAGAGGCUCUUUCCUUGGCAACCUCCUAUAAAUAAGCACGGAUGGGACUUGUAGUCCCAACGCACCAUUUUGAGAAAAGCUGCUUUGAGCUCCAGUCAGUCCUUGACUUACAACGGUCCACUUAGUGGCCAUUCGGAGUUAAAACAGCACUGCAAAAGGAGGACUUGUGGCCGUUUUUUCACUCUUUUAAGGCCGGUGCAGCAUCCCCAAUGGUCACAGGGUCAUAAUUCAGUCGCUUGGCAAUUGGCUCGUCUUCAUGACGGUCACCGUGAUCCAGCGGUCUUGGGAUCCCCUUUUGCGACCUUCUGACGCGCAGAGUCACUGGGGAAGCCAGAACUGGCUUAACGACUGGGUUAUGAACCGCUGCAGAGGUUCACUUAACCACCGUGGCAAGACAACGGGGUGAAACGGGAUAAAACUCGAGACCACCUUCUCUUAGCGACAGAAAUAUUGGGCUCAGUUGUGGUCGUCAGCCGAAGGGUCCAAAGAGGUCCCACCGAGUUAGGCAGCUUCUCGGGCAAGCCCAUCCAGAGACUGAUUUAAGAAGCCAUGGUUUCACGCAAGCACCGAGCCUAGGAUAGCUGGCUUCUUCCUGGAGUUCCCAACUGUUUCAA
Messenger RNA from Ahaetulla prasina, 4442 nucleotides. RefSeq names its product SUMO specific peptidase 3 (gene SENP3). The record is from RefSeq and is a predicted model, not a curated record. Gene Ontology annotation, biological process: protein desumoylation. The coding region runs from base 155 to 2200 and encodes 681 amino acids. NCBI's taxonomy places the organism in Eukaryota, Metazoa, Chordata, Lepidosauria, Squamata, Colubridae. The transcript has 11 exons. Gene Ontology annotation, molecular function: deSUMOylase activity. Gene Ontology annotation, cellular component: nucleus.